AUGAUGCACCCAUCGCGCAGAGCAUACGUUGAAGAAGCCGAGCCCGAGGAACGAGGUGGCAUCGAUCUGAACUCCAUUCCUAUUGACCGCGACUAUGAUAUUCCCGGCGCCGGGGCCGGCAUUGCGCCAGAGAAGGCGUCAGCCCUUCUAUCACAGUUUGAACGGAAACGGCUAGCCGCAACCAUUGCCGUCCCAACCGACGAUGGACGAGUACGAUCAAAGCUUCGCGAAUUAGGACAGCCGGUUACGCUCUUUGGCGAGGGCCCCGCGGAUAGGCGCGAUAGACUACGAGAGCUCCUUACUGAACAAGCACAUGCGCAACAAGCCGGCGGCCAGGAGGGUGUGGAUGUGGAGAUGCAGGAUGCGGAAGAGGAGGAAGAAGAAGGGGAGGAGCAAGAGGAGGAGUUUUAUUCCAGGGGCACAGAGGAGCUACUCCAAGCGCGGAUCAAUAUCGCCCAGUACUCGAUACCGCGAGCGAAACGGCGCAUCGAAUUCCAAAAAAAGGAGGCCACCAUUCCGUUGCGCACACACUGGCCACCGGGAACUGGGGCGGCCCAGGUCAAACUUAUCGACAUCCCAACACUCGAGCACAAGCGAACACUAAGAGGCCAUACGAACAAAAUCAGCGGUAUAUCAUGGAUGCCCGGGGCGACCUUACCCGAGAGUAAUGUCUCGGAAAGCAGCGUCAACUUGGCUUCAGGAGGUGCAGAAGGACAAAUCCAUCUAUGGUCAUUAUCACAGGACACGCCACUUUCGACCCUUUCCGGCCACUCUCAGCGAGUAUGUCGGGUAGAGUUCCACCCAUCCGGGAGGUACUUGGCCUCAGCGUCAGAGGACACGUCGUGGAGGUUAUGGGAUGUCGAAACAACCACAGAGCUUGUCCUGCAAGAAGGCCACUCACGAGGCGUGUACGCCGUCAGCUUCAGCACGGACGGGUCUCUUCUAGCCAGCGCUGGCCUGGACAGCAUCGGGCGAAUUUGGGAUCUGCGCUCGGGCCGGACGGUCAUGAUUCUCGACGGCGGCAACGACGGCCACAUCAAGCCCAUCUACGGCCUUGACUGGGGCCCGGACGGCCACCGGGUACUGACGGCGUCUGCCGACGGGUGGAUCAAGUGUUGGGAUGUCAGAAAGGUGCAGCGGUCCGGGGGUAUCGGCGCGCACACGAGUGCCGUGUCCGAUGUCAGGUGGUUCAAGGGCCUCGACGACCCCGUGGAGGGCGUUCACCCCGGUCAGGAUGAGAAGGGCAUGCAGAUUCCCAAGAAGUCGGGCACCUUCUUGGUCUCGGCAGGGUUCGACCAUAAAGUCAAUGUCUUUUCAGCUGACGACUGGGCUCUAGCUCAGUCACUCACAGGCCAUACGGGCCCUGUGGCCAGUGUCGAUGUGAGCAGGGACGGGAGAUGGAUUGUUAGUGGUGGGCAUGAUCGGACCGUUAAGUUGUGGGGGAGGAACGAUUCUGCUGGGAUGUUUGGGAACGAUUAG
This is a messenger RNA of Chaetomium globosum CBS 148.51, 1479 nucleotides long. RefSeq lists its product as uncharacterized. NCBI's taxonomy places the organism in Eukaryota, Fungi, Ascomycota, Sordariomycetes, Sordariales, Chaetomiaceae. The coding region runs from base 1 to 1479 and encodes 492 amino acids. Gene Ontology annotation, biological process: mRNA splicing, via spliceosome. Gene Ontology annotation, molecular function: U4 snRNA binding; U6 snRNA binding; protein binding. The record is from RefSeq and is a predicted model, not a curated record. The transcript has 4 exons. Gene Ontology annotation, cellular component: U4/U6 x U5 tri-snRNP complex.